AUGCGGCCUGUCCCUGAGCAGGACAUGCCACGUGUCCCCGAGCCAAGCGGGACGUGCCGCCUGUCCCCAGCUGGGGUGUGCCACGUGCCCCCGAGCGGGUCGCGCCACGUGCCCAGCAGCGGGAUGUGCCGCAGCGGGAGUUGCCACAUGUCCCCAGAAGGGACGUGCCCAGUCCCUCUGGACGCUGGCACGGGGGCUGCCAGCCGCUGCGAGCGGGCCUGGGGCCUGGCGGCCAGCCUGGCCACGCUGGGGGCGGCCGGGCGGCUGCUGGAGCCCCUCUGGGGAGCCCUGGAGCUGCUGGUCUUCUUCGCGGUGGUGAACAUCUCGGUGGGGCUCCUGGGGGCCCUCGCCUACUUCCUCACCUACGUGGCCUCCUUCCACCUCGCCUACCUGUUCGCCGUCCGCAUCCACGGCGGGCUGGGCUUCCUCGGGGGAGUCUUGGUGGCCCUCAAGCAGACGAUGGGGGACAGCACCGUCCUGAAGGUGCCCCAGGUCAGGAUGAAGGCUGUCCCUAUGCUCCUGCUUCUUCUCCUGGCUCUGCUGCGGCUUGCCGCCCUCGUCGAGAGCAAUGUACUGGCCUCGUACGGCUUCGGGCUCCUCUCCAGCUGGGUCUAUCUCCGUUUCUACCAGCGGCACAGUAGAGGCCGUGGAGACAUGUCCGACCACUUCGCCUUUGCCACUUUCUUCCCCGAGAUCUUGCAGCCUGUGGUGGGUCUGGUGGCCAACCUGGUGCACAGCAUCCUGGUGAAGGUGAAGGUCUGCCGCAAGACGGUCAAACGCUACGACGUGGGCGCCCCAUCGUCCAUCACCAUCAGCCUGCCAGGGACGGACCCCCAGGACGCUGAGAGGAGAAGGCAGCUGGCCCUGAAGGCCCUGAACGAGCGGCUGAAGCGCGUGGAAGACCAGUCGGCCUGGCCUAGCAUGGAGGACGAGGAAGAGGAGGUGGGGACGAAGGCCGACAGCCCACUGCUGCCCAACCCCGACAUGGCCGGGAAGGGUGCUGGCCAGGAGUCCAGCCUCAUCACCUUCCAGGAUGCCCCGUCCCAGCUGUGA
Messenger RNA from Nipponia nippon (crested ibis), 1053 nucleotides. RefSeq names its product transmembrane protein 115 (gene TMEM115). Gene Ontology annotation, biological process: retrograde vesicle-mediated transport, Golgi to endoplasmic reticulum. The record is from RefSeq and is a predicted model, not a curated record. Gene Ontology annotation, cellular component: membrane; Golgi apparatus. NCBI's taxonomy places the organism in Eukaryota, Metazoa, Chordata, Aves, Pelecaniformes, Threskiornithidae.